Molecule: messenger RNA, 520 nt
Organism: Neoarius graeffei (lesser salmon catfish)
Lineage: Eukaryota; Metazoa; Chordata; Actinopteri; Siluriformes; Ariidae
Product: interleukin-12 subunit alpha
Exons: 5
Coding region: 1-453 (150 amino acids)
Biological process (GO): immune response
Cellular component (GO): extracellular region
Molecular function (GO): interleukin-12 receptor binding; growth factor activity
Source: RefSeq, a predicted model, not a curated record
AUGUGGGCAUGUUUGUGGUUUCCGGUCCAGGAUAAGCUGUUUCGAGGAUUAAACUGCACCGAGCAAAGCGCUGAGCUGAGAGCCAGUACCAGGACGCUGUCCACGUGCACGCCGGAGAACUUGUUAUGCCUGGAAAGCGACGACUUCGCCUUUGAUCAGGAUGAAUGUCUGCAGAGUGUUCUGGAAGAUCUUCGUUAUUACUGGGCAAUAUUUAAAUCUUACCACGACCCAGAACAAAUCCUGGAACAGUCAGUGCUCAGAAGCUUAGAGAACCUCAUUCAGAGCUGCUUUUCGGCUACGUUGCUGGACGCUGCUCAGGCGCAGAUCUCUAUGGACAACGAAAACUCCUUCGAGAGACGCCUGAAGCUCUGUAAAGUCCUAAAAGGCUUUCAGGUUCGCACCAUCACCAUCAACCGAGUGCUGAACCACGUCGUCAGCACUUCACAGAAAUGAUUAUGCUAUUUAUUAAAUUUACCAAGUUAUUUAUUUCACACCAGCACCAAAUAACUGAUAAAUUCAA